AUGCAGGGCGGCCUCAAGACAGCCAAAGUGCAGAUCCUGAAGAACGUCACGGGCGCGCUGCGCCCCGGCACCACGACCCUACUGCUUGGCCCCCCGGGCUCGGGCAAGUCUGUGUUCAUGCAGGCGCUCAGCGGGCGGCUGCAGAGCGACGCCAAAAUGACCGGCUCCGUCAAGUACAAUGGCAAGGAGAGCAGCGAGUUUGUGGUGCGCCGCACUGUGGCCUACGUGGAUCAAAUUGAUUACCACAUCCCCAAUCUGACGGUGCUGGAGACGUGUCAGUUCUCCCACAACUGCCUCAGCGGGCCAAGCCGUUUGUCAUCCUCAAGUGAGCUGUGUGCCUCGGAGGCGCUGCGGUCACCUCCCUUUGUGCCUGGACAUGACGGGCUGGCCUGUGCCUGCCGUGCAUUGUCGAACAUUAGGUCGCAUUGUGAGCGAGGGCGGUGCCAACACCCUGGCUGCAGGAUCUUGGGCCUGCUGGAUGUGGCCGAUACGGUUGUGGGGGAUUCCAUGACGCGCGGCAUCAGCGGGGGGCAGCGCAAGCGCGUGACCACGGGCGAGAUCCUGUGCGGCCCGCAGUCGCUGGUUCUCAUGGACGAGAUCAGCACAGGUCUCGACAGCGCCACCACAUACAGCGUGGUGCAGAGCUUUGUGCAGACAGCGCACGCGCUGCGCAAGACCUUCCUCAUCUCGCUGCUGCAGCCGGCCCCCGAGGUUGUUCAGCUGUUUGACGAAAUCCUGCUGCUCACCGACGGCCAUGUGAUGUACCACGGCCCUGUGUCGGGCAUCGUGCCCUUCUUCGACAACCAGCUGGGCUUCCGGUGCCCGGUCCGCAAGGAUGUCGGCUCCUUCCUGCAGUGCACCUCGGCCCCCUCUUCUCGGCAAGACGCUGAUGGCCGGCGUAGCACGAUCCUCGCCGUGCCACCCCACCCUACUGACGCCCCCCCGCCCUGCCCGUGUGCUUGGCAGGAGGGCCGGCGGCUGCUGGACCAGCUGGACAGCCACCCCUUCAGGCCCGAGGACAGCCCCCCCGGCUCUCUCAUCACCACCAAGUACGCCAGCAGCGUGCUGCGCCUCACCAAGCUCGUCUUCCUGCGCCAGGUCAAGCUGAACAAGCGGGAGAAGGCGUUCUACAUUGCGCGCGCUGUGCAGGCCGCCAUCCUGACCCUCAUCAUCGGCUCCCUGUUUGCCACCCUGGAGCCCACCACCGCCGACUCGCGCCAGGUCAUGUCCCUCAGCUCCCUGUCCGUCAUGAACAUGGCCAUGUUCAGCAUGCCGCAGGUCGGCAUCGUGUUUGCCAACAAGAGGGUGUUCUACAAGCAACGCAACAACAACUUCUUCCCACCCGCCUCCUACGUGCUGAGCUUUGUGCUGACCCAGGUGCCACAGAGCACCAUCGAGUGCGUCAUCUACUCGCUGGGGGUGUACUGGAUCUCGGGCCUCACCCGCACCGCCAGCAACUACUUCCUGUUCUUGGUCGUGACCUUCAGCCUCAGCAAUGCCAUGGCCGCCUUUUACCGCCUGAUUGCCUUCAUUGUGCCGUCCAUGGUGAUCGCCAACGCGGGCGGCGGCGUGAUGCUGCUCAUGCUGAUGAUCACAAACGGCUUCAGUAUUGUGCGCACCUCCAUCCCCGUCUACCUCAUCUGGGUGUACUGGAUGAACCCCAUGGCCUGGGCGGUGCGUGCGCUGGUCGCCAAUGAGCUGGGAACGACCCGCUGGGACAUACCCGCCUCCACCGGCUCGACCAGCUCAGGACGACCACACGUCUCCCCUUGCUGCCUGCAGCUGGGCGCGGAGUGGAUCUGGGCCUCUGUGGGCUACUCCUGGUUCUGGCUCGUCCUGUGCAGCUGCCUGGGCAUCGUGGCACUGAACAUCACCAACCCGCCCAGCCCCAGGCCGACAGUGGCCGAGGCGGAGCAGAAGGAGGAGGUGCGGCGCGGCGUGGUGGACAUGCUGCAGAAGGCGACCAACAAGACGGCGCAGGGCGCAUUCAGCACGGCCAAGACGAUGGGCAAGGUGGCAUCGUUUGGGAUCAAGACCCUCUCGCAGGCUCGCAGGGAGCCGAAGGUCGGGGCGCCGGGCCCGGAGGCGGGCGGCGUGCGGGACAAGGCGGUGGUCCCCUUUGUUCCCAUCACGCUCGUCUGUCGAGACAUCAGAUACUACGUCAACGACCCCUCCCAUGGCACCGCCCCGGGCGUGGUCAAGGACAGCAGCGACAAGGAGAUUGCCGGCAAGCUGCAGCUGCUCAAGGCGAGGGGGCUGGGGGACUGCCGGCGGCCUCCUGGCUCGCUGACCGCGCUGAUGGGCGGCAGCGGGAAGACUACGCUUAUGGAUUGCGUGUGCGGCAGGAAAACCACCGGCCUAAUCAGGGGCGACAUCCUUGUGAAUGGGCACCCCAAGGAGCAGGGCCCCUGGUCGCGCGUGUGCGGCUACGUGGAGCAGCAGGACGUGCACAGCGCGGGCACCACGGUGCGCGAGGCCUUCCUGUUUUCGGCGCGCCUGCGCCUCACGGAGGACAUUGGCAUGGACCAGGUGACCCAGAUUGUGGAUGAUGCUCUGGAGAUGGUCGACAUGACCGGCAUCAAGGACAGCAUCGUGGGGGAGCCAGGUGGCUCCGGGCUGAGCGUGGAGCAGCGCAAGCGCCUGUCCAUCGGCGUGGAGCUGGUGGCCAACCCGUCUGUCGUGUUCAUGGACCCACCAAGGGGCUUGGAUGCGCGUGAGGGGCCAUUGGUGAUGCGUGCAGUCAAGAAGUUCGCCUCCAGCAAACGAACAGUAAGGUGGACAUCCACCCGGCCCUCAAUGGAAAUCUUCGAGGCCUUUGACGUGCGGGUGCUGCUGCAACGCGGCGGCCGGCUCACCUACUUUGGUCCUCUGGGCGACGAGAGCAGCGUGCUGACCGCCUACCUCGAGUCGCAGCCGGGGGUGGAGCCCAUCAGGACGGGCUAUAACCCAGCCACCUGGAUGCUGGAAGUGACUGGCGGCAGCAUGAGCACCACCUUCAAGAGCUCUGACCAGGACUUCCCCACCCUGUACUUGGAGAGUGAUCUGUAUCGGGAGAAUGAGGCCAACAUGGAUCGCCUCGUGGCAGAGGGCAAGAAGAGCAGCGAGCCGCUGAAGCUGGCGGGCCAGUACGCCACCAGCUUCAGCACCCAGCGCUCCACGCUCAUCAAGAAGUUCUUCAAGCUGUACUGGCGCAGCCCCAACUACAACUUUGUGCGGUUUGCCAUGACCAUCACAAUCGCCAUCGUGCUGGGCCUGGUGUACUUGAACGAGCUGGAUGAGGGCGGCACCGAUGUGGCCACCGUCCAAAACGUGAUGGGCCUCGUCUUUGUGCUCACCACCUUCCUGGGCAUGUUUAACUGCAUGACGGUGCAGCCGGUGAUCGGCGCCGAGCGCACCGUGUUCUACCGCGAGCGCAGCUCAUCCUACUACUCGCCGGGGCCCUAUGCGGUGGCCAGCGGCGUGGUGGAGCUGCCCUACCUGCUGGUCCAGGCCACGCUCAUGGUGGUCAUCGCUUAUUGGAUGGUUGGCUUCCAGCCCGUGGCCUGGAAGUUCUUCUACUUCCUCCUCAUGUACUUCUUCUCACUCACCAUGUUCACCUUCUUCGGCCAGUUCCUGGUGUUCAUCACCCCCAACCAGCUGCUGGCGCAGCUCCUGGCCGCCUUCAUGAACCAGCUGUGGACCAUCUUUGCGGGCUUCCUGGUGCCCUACCCCAGCAUGCCCACGGCAAGUGGCGGCUCGUGGGCCCCUGGCUGCCUCCCCACCACCUGGACCCUGUGGGGCCUGGCUGGCAGCCAGCUGUCGGACAGAGACGUGCCGAUGAUGGUGGGUGCCGCCCGCAGGGGAUGA
Molecule: messenger RNA, 3846 nt
Organism: Chlorella variabilis
Lineage: Eukaryota; Viridiplantae; Chlorophyta; Trebouxiophyceae; Chlorellales; Chlorellaceae
Exons: 34
Coding region: 1-3846 (1281 amino acids)
Cellular component (GO): membrane
Molecular function (GO): ATP hydrolysis activity; ABC-type transporter activity; ATP binding
Source: RefSeq, a predicted model, not a curated record